Daldinia caldariorum is the source of this 2356-nucleotide messenger RNA. RefSeq names its product DnaJ-domain-containing protein. Gene Ontology annotation, molecular function: protein-folding chaperone binding. Gene Ontology annotation, biological process: translational initiation. The transcript has 3 exons. NCBI's taxonomy places the organism in Eukaryota, Fungi, Ascomycota, Sordariomycetes, Xylariales, Hypoxylaceae. Gene Ontology annotation, cellular component: cytosol. Bases 518 to 1642 code for a protein of 374 amino acids. The record is from RefSeq and is a predicted model, not a curated record.
CUUAUCUACAAGUAAAAACGUCACUCAUCCGCCUUCUCAUCGCCAAUUCCCGAAUCUUCCACCAACCAGCCCACCGUAAAGAAACACCCAAGAGCUGCAGUACAUCAAUCUGUCCAGCUUGUUGUUGCACCCAAGACUUUUUUCAAGUUUCAAUAUCUUCAAAGACAAAGAAACUAACAACACAUUGAACAACUGAACACACACUUCUCGUCUUGUUUUCUCCUUUCGUUUCUUUUUAUAAUUCUAACAACAGCGACGAUUACCCGCGUUUUCUUAUACCGAAUUAAUUAACGCUAAACAAUUCGUCGACCUCGACAUCUACUUAUUAGACACAAGACCACCUAAUUCAAAAUCACACGACCUCAAAUCUACGACAACCUUGGACAUUAUCUAUUUAUAACCACAACUACCAUCAUCACAACUCACUCUUACACUUCAUUUCCUCCACCUUUUUUUUUAUCAAAAAGAAGGAAAACAAAAAAAAACAAUAAUAUAGGUUCAUAUAUAUUAAACAAACAUGGUAAAGGAGACAAAACUAUACGACCAGCUUGGCGUCAAGCCGGACGCCACCCAAGAUGAGAUCAAGAAAGGUUAUCGAAAAGCAGCCUUAAAGUAUCACCCAGAUAAGAAUAAAGACAACCCCGCCGCCGCUGAAAAGUUUAAAGAGUGCUCUCAAGCCUACGAGAUCCUCUCCGACCCCGAAAAGCGUAAGAUCUAUGACCAAUUCGGCCUUGAGUUCCUAUUACGCGGUGGCGCCGCCCCACCACCUGGCGAGAACCCGUUCGCCGGAGCCGCAGGUGGUAUGCCUGGUGGCUUCCAAGGCUUCGACUUCGGAGGUGGCAUGCCAGGAGGAGGAGGAGCUCGGACAUUCCGCUUCAGUACCACCACCGGCGGUGGCAAUCCAUUCAACUUCAGCGCUCCCGAGAAUAUUUUCGCAGAGUUCAUGCGCAGUAGCGGGGGCGGCGUAGGAGGUGACGGUGAAGAGCCCGAUCUUAGCUCAUUCUUUGGAGGCGGCAUACCUCGAUCUUCGGGUGGGAGAACGCGCAUGCGCAAUAACUUCGCCAGCGGCGAUCCCUUCUCGGGCGGCGGGCCCAGAGACACAGCACCCGAUGUCACGACCGUCGAACGUGCUCUGCCGUUAACGUUAGAAGAAUUAUUCAACGGCGUCACCAAGAAGAUGAAGAUCAAGCGGAAGACCUUCGACGAGACGGGUAAGCGGACAACGACCGAUCAAAUCCUCGAAGUUCCUAUCAAGCCCGGCCUAAAGAAGGGCAGCAAGAUCAAGUUCAAGGGUGUUGGCGACCAAGAGGAGGGUGGAAAGCAGGAUCUGCAUUUCAUCGUUGAAGAGAAACCACAUCCCCUCUUUACUCGUGAUGGCGACGAUCUGAUCCACACCAUCGACCUGGACCUGAAGGAAGCCUUAACCGGCUGGAGAAGAACGGUUACCACAAUCGAUGGCAAACAACUCAACAUCGAGAAAGCCGGUCCCACAGCUCCGGGCACGUCAGAUACCUACCCCGGACUCGGUAUGCCCAUCUCCAAAAAGCCAGGCGAGCGGGGCAACUUUAUCGUUAAGUAUAAUGUGAAGUUCCCUACAAGCUUAACACCACAGCAGAAGCAGCAAUUGAGGGAGAUACUAUGAUAUGAUCGUAGGCGAUUGCGUGAAUUUGAUAUCCAGGGGAGAAAGGGAUCGGGUGCAUCUUUUCAUCAUUGGCGUUGUAGGGCUCAGUGAGCAAGCAAGCAAGCAAGCAGGAAAAAAGAAAAUUGACGAAGUUUAUGACUAUGGAAGUAUGAGCUAUUUUUCUUUCUCUUUCUUGCUCUUUUUUUUUCCUUUCUUGGCUUCCGCCGCUGGAAGUAAUUGACUUCCCCAAACCAGCCAACCAGGGAAACCAGAGAGGAAAUUCGAUUCAGGGAGUGUGGGAUUUCAGCUCGACAACGCGCGGUGCAAGCAUAGUCGAGCCCCGAACUCUUGGACUAAUGGGAAACACGAUUAGAGUAUACGUACCUACUACAUAGUUAGCUGAACUAUUUUUUUUAUAAAAAAAAAAAACACCCCCAUUAUGACUUUUUUCAUUUAUUCAUUAAUGUCGGUCCGUGGGGAUUUAUUAUCUGGUGCUGGUUCGGGUAAAGGUUCAAUAGGUUAAGUCGUAGGUAGCAAGUAAUCGGUUACUGCAUACUUUAUAAUCAAUAGAUGCAUGAUACAUUGGCAUGUUACGGCUCCGGGAUGAUAUAGUUCUGUCUGUCAACACUCCCGUUUGUAAUUACCCCGAAAGUUCGUAAAGUAAGGGGGGGAGGGCUUGUGCUGGUUACAUAUCGUACUACCUGAACAGGGGAGGGGGGUCUUCUGGUCCGCUAA